GCAGCAUGACGGUGUAGAGCGGGAAAAUCAGUCAAAGGGGAUUCACCGUCCUGUGCUGCAAUGGAGGAGAAGGUACCGACUUUUGAGCCAUACAAUACAUGUAUUGCAGUCCUGAAGCUGACCUGUUCAGAUACCAGAGGUUUUUCUAAAAAACAUGAUGACACCAGGUGGAAUGAUGCAUGGCAAGAUAGGUAAUUAAAUGACAAACAAGAGUUAUCAGUAUGCUAAAUAGAUGCCAUGCACCCACAUGAAGAUACUACAGUAAGGUGAAUCGCGAGCAGACAGUUGCUUCUCCAGUAUGUCCCUUUCUUCCACUGAAGAACUGUUUUUAAAAAAACAAGGACGAUGUGCAACUUUGGGUAUCUAGUCUACAGAGGCUAGUGAGCUGGUACUGGGGACUCCAGUGUUUUAUCCUGAUGGAUAAAACACUCACUGUACUGUAUGUUGGACCAGAUGAAGGCUGUGGCUGUCCUUGCCAUCACCAUAAAAAAAGAGUUCGGAGGCAAUGGAGGAUUGUGUGCAGGGGGCCCUGUCAUCCCUGUAUCCUCCUUUUGAGAGCACGGCGCCACCCCUCCUCUCACAGGUCUUUUCAGUCCUGGAGUCGACAUAUCAACAUGACAGUCUCCGGUACCUCCUGGACUACUUUGUUCCUGCCAAACACCUUCUGCACAAGCUGCAGCAGCACGCGUGUUCUCAGUACCUGGGCUGCUUGUUCCUUCACUCUGGCUGGCCUCUGUGUUUGGGCGAGAAGGUGGUUGUCCAGCUUUCUACUUUGGACUGGAGGCUUCUGCGUAGUAAUGACUUCUACCUACAAGUUGUGCCUUUCUCUACACGCUGCCCACGGCUGGCCUUAAAAUGUCUUGCCCCUGGAGGGCGCACAGUACAGGAAAUUUUGGUACCCGAGUCGCAGCAUCCUCUUGUGUUCAGCACUGAGUGGCUGCAUAGCAUCAACAAGGAACGAGGCCAUAAGCGAGAAGUUGGAGGAGGCCUUGAUACCUGCUUAGUCAGUACAUGUGAUGGUGUGGUUCGACUGCCGUGGAAGGAGGUAGUCUACCCGAAGUUCAUCCACGACCCUUGUGAGGAGCUGGGUCUGAUGUCCAGCCAUGAGACAGCCAUAUCCAACCGCCUACCCAGUGAGGGAGGGAGCAGCCUCGGGGGCUGGGGUGGUUCAUCCUCUGGAGAAUUGGAUUCUUGGUCGUGGGAUGAGGAGGAGGAUGACAAUUUACCCCCAGAUGGCUUAGACUCUGAGACUGCACUCAGUCGGCGAAGGCGCAGUGAAGAUGGACUUGGGCGGACAGGUAGACAGCCACAGUUUGACGGGGACUAUGUUGAGCUUUUGGAGCCCAGAAGUGGACCUGACGGGGGCGUUGACCCAAGGCAGCGGUACCUAGAAAUGCAUGGCAUCUGUAAGACCAAGACUUUGCCUUUGUGCAGGAGAGGUAGGGCCAUCAAAAUCCGCAAAGGAAAGGCUUGGGGAUAUGGAAGAAUGGAGAGGUCAGGAAGCUUUAGGGCGGUCCUUGGUGCUAAAGGAGACUCUGUGCCAUCCAAAAACGAUGUGUUACUUCCCCAGCCUCCCUCCGGACUUGGUGAACCUGGCAGAGGGAGACGAUCAUACUCCUCUUCUGUUCAUGACUCUGAUGAAGGACACAAAACAAGUGUCGACUCUGAGAGUUCAGACAGUCGGCCGCUUUAUUUUGAUGCCUCAUUCAAAGAGAGAAGGCCAGGUGUGGGCAAGGAGAGAGAUAGCAAUGGGCUUUUGCAGCCAUGCAGAGAUGGCCACAGAAAGAAAGAUUCAGAGAGUGGAGACAGCUUGGUCACAAAUGAAAUACACGACUUGAUGAACCAAAACACUGGACACGUAGAGGGCCACUCAGAUCAUGGAUCUCAUUCUGACUGUGUUUUUGAGGAUCCUGAUAACCCACUUAGUGGAGACAGUGAGGCUGCCACCCCAACAUCAGAUGCACCAGAGAGACCAUUGACUGAGGUCUCAGAAAGUGGAAAGAACGGGUCCAAGAUGAAGAAUUUAACUGACGCAAAGAGGGCAGAGGAAAAGGAUGAAGGAAAGCAAGGACAAAGAGUUUGUCCCAGAGGAAAGGAAGUUAAAACUGCAGGAUUCAGAGCACCAAGGAGAAAAAGGAGGGGAAAAGGGGCCAAAGGGAGAGCUAGGUCUGGAGUGCGUACACACCAGAAAGGAUCAAAACCACAAGGUAAAGCUCCUCAACCAAUAUCCACUACCUGCUCUACUUCAAUAACACUACCCUUCAGAGAGGAGAACCACUCAGAGCAAACAAAACUGCCAGAGAAAUGUAAUGGAGUGGCCACAAACACUAAUGAAGGGGAAGAGAACACAAAGAAAAGCACUGCAGAGAGCGAAGCCAACUCAUUGCCAGUGUGUAACGGACAUUCUAACGAAGAGGUGGGCUCAGCAGAGAUAUGUCCUGACCAACUAAAUGGCCUUACCUCCAACGAGCCUCCAAAACUUAGGGAUCUGGACACUGAGCUCGUCCAGUCAGGAAAGCUUAAGUUGACAGGAACAGUAGACAGGCUGGGACGGGCUCUGGUAUUCACACAGACAGAUACACCGGAGGAUGAUUUCUGUGAGGAGGAGAUGGCCCGACUCCUGGCCUGCUAUCACACAAUCACUCGGCCUGCAGCCAAAGAAAAGGGUCUCACUGUGUUAAUAGACAGCAGACAUGCCCUCCCCUCUGCUCUCUGCCUCUCUGCACUUAAAUCGUUCCAGGUGCUUGUUCCUGGUGGUCUGGGAUCCGUUCUAAUUCUAGUGGAGGAGCAGCAAGAGACCACUUCCCAUAAUCUGAAAGGAGCCGAGGUCCACACAGUGCGAGGAACAGUGGUCCUUCAGCAAUAUGUAGAUAAGCAACAGCUCCCCAGAGAGGUUGAUGGAGACUUCACCCACUGUCACUCAGAUUGGCUUGCUUUCAGACUAAGUUUGGAGAGCCUGACAGAGCGUUGUGAGAGUGCCCUCUCUCUGCUGGGAGAAGCACUGCAGUCCAUGGACACUGAGCCGUUGCCCGACAACAUCAAGAAUGUUCCACUGAGCAUCAGCAAACAUGGACAACUCAUGGCAAGCGUCCUGGCUGACCAGCGCUUAACAGAGCUGCAGCAGAGAGGAGGAGCCUGGCUCGCAGGACUAACCAACAGCACAACUAAGCUGGCGCAGACGUCGCCGGACUGCAGAGCUGCUCUCGCUACAACUUCUAAACUCUAUGACAGCGUGGAUGACGCACUUCACAAACUAGUUCAAGUGUCUAAUAAGAGAGGUCGUGACCUCGACGCUCUGGGACGACUAGCGGAGCUGGUGGACAAACUGGAAAAGUGUGAUAAGGAGAUUGAGCAAGUGCAGUCGCAGCUGGAGGACUACAAGGAUCCUCCACUGUCCCUCAGCAGGCUCUCACUUAAACAGCAGAAGUUCAAAACAUUCAGAGAAGCAGCUAAUGAGCUGCACAGCGAGACGCUGUCAGUGCUCAGCGAUUUGGAGGGCUGGUGCGAGCUGGACUGGUCGGGCCUGACUGACGUGCAGAUCCGACUUCCUCCGGUAAGGGAGAGGCUGAGAGACAUGUCCCACUGUCUGUCAGACUGCUGGACCACCUUGGAUAACACACAGCGGCUACUGUCCACACUGACUGAGGCAACCCAGUGGUGUGAUGCAGUCUCCUCCACCUCGUCCUCUUCCUCCACCUGCCCUCUCGCCUCCCUCCCUCCCAUCCCUCCAUCCCGAUUCCAGGAUGCCCGUUCCUUAGCCAUUGAGCUCGGGGGUGGGGCACUCCUGGAGCUCUGGACCCAGACCAUAGAGCGCUACCAGCGGACCGUAGCUCAGGUCAAACCCCGAUUCCUCCAGUCCGACAGGAACCAGAAUCAGGGCCAGGGGAAAUCCAAGACGCCAUCUGCCACCAGCUUCUCGGAUCUAAUGGGUCCUGAGGGGGAUGGUGACUGGGGGAUUGGAGCUGGUGGAGGAGGGGAGGGGGGACUGCAGUCUUGGGGGUCCCUGGCAUCGCUGUUCAGACCACAGACAUGCUCCACAUUGAAGAUAGGGGAGGAUAGAGGGAAUAAGAAAGAGGGAACAGGGGGAGCAAGUGGAGGAGGAGGCGGCGCUGGAGGAGGGAAGUUCCUACAGAAUCUUCUGAAUCCUGCGAAAAAGAGCCCGACAGACACCCCACUCCCUCCUAAGCCACCUCGAAAGCGCCACCCUAGCUUUGACCUUCAGGCUCUUCUGGCCCCCCGUCGAGGCACGGCGACCCCCAAACCUGCAGAGUCUACUGUGGUCGGAGCGAGUCGUAACUCCCCCAUGUCCUGGCUGGGGAGACGGGCACUAGCAGACCCGGUGAUCACUACUGGCAUGGCUGCUGCGGUCCCUGGAUGGGGCAGCGGAGGAGGAGGAUGCGGAGGGAGCGGGGUACUGAUCCGAGGAGUGGAGGUCAGCAGCAAGGAGGUGGUGGAUCACACGGGGUCGCCACGGCAACAUGUGCUGCUGGGCAGAACAGAGAGGGAGACAGGCACGGACCGAGCUGGUUCGGCUGCUCAGAGUAAGUUGUACCUGCUCUGGUGCAGGAUGCUGAGCUCAGAGAGGCAGUAUGUGACUGUGCUGAAGGGGGUGGAGGAAACAUACAUCCCAUUACUGGAGCUCUCAGACACCCCGGCCUCCAUCAGGGGGAAGGCAGACGUCCUUUUCCCCAACUGGUCCAGCCUCAGCACCUUUCACUCGCAGAGCCUUCUACCGGCAAUGGAGGGCGCUCUUGUGCAGAGUUUAAUGCAGCAGGACUGCUUCAGCAAAUACCGAGACCAGUUUCUGCAGUAUUCCCACUACAUCAGGAAUAAACCAGAGCUGGACUCUCCACACGUCACACAGGCUGCUGACUACUUUAAGUCAAAGCUCCCUGCAGCCUCCCCCCUGUCCCCUCUGGCCUUCCCUCACUGUCUGCAGGCUCCCACUCAGAGACUGGAGCAGUACUGUGAGGCCCUGGAGGAGCUGGGAGGCCUGAACCCCGCCUCUGACUCCGCCCUCUCUAUGCUGAGACAUGCCCAGCGGCACGGGGAGGACCUCCGGGCCAGUGACCUCAUCGUCGGAUGUCCGAUCCCCGUGGCGGAGCGCGGCGAGCUGGAGCGGCAGGGCGAGCUGUCGGUGUGCGGGGGGGCGCGGAGGAAGCGGGCGGGGGCGAGGAACGUUUUCCUCUACCAGCACGUCGUCAUCUUCACCAAACAGAAGAGCCCCGGCCCGGGACGCACCACCUACAGCUACAAACACAGCAUCAAGAUGGGCGAGAUGGGUCUGACCCAGAGCGUGGGCGAGGACGGCCUCAAGUUCGAAGUGUGGGUCCGCCAGGCUCCAAGAACCAAAGACUGCAUCACCCUGCAGGCGAAGGACCGAGAAGAGAGGGAGGCCUGGACCCACGACAUCGCCCAUCUCCUAUGGACGCACGCCAUCAACAACACGGAGUUAUGUCUGAAAGAGUCACUGUGUAUGGGACUUUCCAGUAAACUGCUGCUGGAUGCCACAGGAACGCAAGGCGCAGAGCUGGACUCCAUCUAUAGUCUCAAUGACAGAGUCCACAGUAGCUGCUCGGACUCUUCCUCUGUCGGCAGUCAGAAGGACGGGGGUUCCCCGGCGUCUGGGAGGGACCCCAGGAGAAGUCACUCACAGAGUCAGUCUCCCUCUACAGCCGUGUAACUGUCAUCUCAAUGAGAAAACUGGACCCUGGACUUGGUUUAAAUAUCUCUUCAGGCCAAACUGGAUUUCAAUGAGCAAGACCCUUGGACUGUAUUUGAACUUGUCCCAAAUACUUGCGCUUCCUCCACUUCUUCCCCGGCCCCCCUUCACCUCCUCAAAACAAAUAAAAUGCUUUGACCAUGUUGAAACUCCCAGCUCUGGUAUGAUUCCCCCGAAGCAGAGCUGCAUCCAAAAAGGAUCAAAACUGCCCCGUUCAAAGCAUGACAAGCACCAGCAGGGCUCUCUCUGUGCUCCGCCAUUUUGGAUCUGCCAGUCUCAGUUGCUGGCAGAGUCACUGACACCAAAGGCACUUCAGCCACACAGUGCGGCCAUUGUCUGCCCCGCGGCUCCCCACUAGGCCAAACCACUUGGUCUGAACCACUGACUGCCUGGCUGGCUGACUGUACGCAUCACAUGCUCCAGCAUCUGAUAAUAAACAGGAAGUAAUAUGCAGAGCGUAAAUCCACCGUAGGAUUGCAGAUUUAGAAUGUAUUAUGUACUUUGUCAUUUUCCUGCCGCUGAAUGGAGUACUGUAGGGUUUGAUUUGCCUGCCUGUGUAAAGCACAUGGCAGAGGCUAGGUGUGAUUGCAUCUAUGCAAAUGAGGCAGGGGUGGUAUGAGCACACACACACACACACACACACACACACACGCACACACACAUCUCUCAGCACAUGCAGUCAGUCUUAUUGUUAUAGGACAGUGGAGCACUGUUCACUUCACAUGCUCACACACACUCACUGUGGCCGUUUUAAAGCCCAGCACAGUGGCUAAAUCAACGACAUGCAAGGUAACAUCUGAACACGUGGGCUGCAGGAAGCAUUGCCUCGAUGUUGUACAUUAUCAUAUUGGCCUUAUUCAUUUUGUGUUUUCUGUUAAUAGUGGUAAAGAAUUAAAAAUGACAUGUUAGCUAGUCUUGUUUAAAGUGUAACAUUUUUGGUGCCUUACAGUGUUACUCAGUGUACUGAUAAUGAAUUAUUAUACCUGUAAUAUGCCAUAUUAUAUAUGCCAAAGGUAUAAAGUGGGUGUGUGUGCAAUGUUGAUUUGUGUACAAUGAAGUAUUGUUUGAGUUGCCAGCUUCCUGGUUGGGAGGGUCUCUCCAUAAAAUGGAGAAAUGUGGAUCUGUUUGUCUGUUUUCUGGUUUUACUGGGUUUGUGCUUGCGAACAAAAAACAACAUCCGAUUGUUCCUAAUGAAAUCUGACUUCUAGGGCCAGAUAGUAUUUGACAUCCGCGUGCUGGCAGAUCAAUUUAACUUAAAUGUGAAAGGAAGUGUUUUCACUAUUGAGUAAGAGGAUAAGAGACCACUUUUAUGAUUGUUAUGAUUGUUUGAUAAACAGCUAGCUUGGCUCAGGUCGCAGACAACAAAACACCUGUCAGAAUUUAGGCUCGUGCUCAAUUCUUCUUUGAAUUCAAACCACUCGUAGUUUGAUCAUUUUGGCCAAGGUUCAUCUGGCUGUCUUCUCACAUCAGCUCAGUCAACGCGCCAAUAAGAUACCAGUUAGCUUGGCUCCGUCCAGUGGUUGGGCCACAUUUAGGUCACUUUACAAGGUACAGGGUCAUUAUUAGCUCUGGAGUUAAUUAUAAGUGAAUCUGCUUUUAUUGAACAUUGCUAUAGCAGUCAUCAGAGUGGUACUGGUCUCGUCAUCCUACAAAGUGAAAGUGGUAGUAUGCCACACUAUGUAACCAGUCCUUCCACAAAUUGUGUCUCUAACAAAAGAUAAAAAUAGCUUCCAGCUUAGCUCUAGUACUUUUCCAGUUUUAAUACUGGGUCCAUUGACAUGUUGCACUGCAGAGUUAAAAGUCUGGUGGAGAUGUCACAUAGUAAACACAAAGAUGCACCGAAUAUGCAGAGGUAGUCAGAUGUACAGUAUUAUAAUAGCUCCAAUGAUUCAUCCCAAUGAUUUAAUUCAGCAAGCAUUCAGUCAGUAAAACCAAUCAGCAUCCACUCGCCAGUUUGAUUGGGAAGCAUGUGCAUCAAACAGUAUCAUGCUCAAGGUACGUUAUGAAACCAUCAGGUAGCGAACGCCGGCAGCGGCGGGAGGUCAGGCCCGUGUCUCCAGACACCAGCAGCAGCAGUUUGUUGCUGUUAUCAGAUUUAGCACGUUUCAUAUCUGCAUCCAAAUUCAAAAAUUGCAAAUGGCUAUCGAGCCACUUCUGAAUCAAUAUGUAAUUUGUUGGCUUGGAGAAGCCCCGUACACUUCAUAGCCUUUAGCUGUUUGGUACAUUGCGUUAUAUUGGAAGCAAUGUAAUGAACACCAUCUUUCAUUCUUACUGCAUUAUAGAUUGUCAUAUGCAGAAUUCCUCGCUUUUGUGUCACAUUGCAAGGCAGCAAUAUGUACAUAAACCUCCCUCUUGCUCUUUCUCUGCGGCACUCUCCGCCUGAUGUUUACAUUUUUUGGAAGGAAUGUUGGAAAUGCAUGUUAUUCCUACUUGAUAAUUGUACUUUGACUGUUUUUCACUUUUCUGUGUUGAAUUAAAACCGAAUAGAAGCUC
Messenger RNA from Betta splendens (Siamese fighting fish), 8215 nucleotides. RefSeq names its product Rho guanine nucleotide exchange factor (GEF) 40 (gene arhgef40). The record is from RefSeq and is a predicted model, not a curated record. The coding region runs from base 506 to 5683 and encodes 1725 amino acids. Lineage: Eukaryota; Metazoa; Chordata; Actinopteri; Anabantiformes; Osphronemidae. Gene Ontology annotation, molecular function: guanyl-nucleotide exchange factor activity. The transcript has 32 exons.